UUAAUAACAUAAAUAUAGAGACGUUCUUUGCCGAGAGUCGUCGGGGUUUCCUGCUUCAACAGUGCUUGGACGGAACUCGGCGCUCGUCCCCCACCCCAGCCGGCCGCCCAUAACCAGCCCUCCCUCACCUCUUCACGGCACCCUCAGACCGCCCCAAGGCCCCCGCCGCCGCCCCAGCGCCACGCAGCCACUGCCACCACCGCCACCUCUCCUUAGUCGCCGCCAUGAGGACCACGUCCACCUCGCAGGUGCGCCAGAACUACCACCAGGACUCAGAGGCUGCCAUCAACCGCCAGAUCAACCUAGAGCUCUGUGCCUCCUACGUUUACCUGUCCAUGUCUUACUACUUUGACCGUGAUGAUGUGGCUUUGAAGAACUUUGCCAAAUACUUUCUUCACCGAUCUCAUGAGGAGAGGGAGCAUGCUGAGAAACUGAUGAAGCUGCAGAACCAACGAGGUGGCCGAAUCUUCCUUCAGGAUAUCAAAAAACCAGACUGUGAUGACUGGGAGAGCGGGCUGAAUGCGAUGGAGUGUGCAUUACAUUUGGAAAAAAAUGUGAAUCAGUCACUACUGGAACUGCACAAAUUGGCCACUGACAAAAAUGACCCCCAUUUGUGUGACUUCAUUGAGACACAUUACCUGAAUGAGCAGGUGAAAGCCAUCAAAGAAUUGGAUGACCAUGUGACCAACUUGCACAAGAUGGGAGCACUCGAAUCUGGCUUGGCAGAAUAUCUCUUUGACAAGCACACCCUGGGAGACAGUGAUAAUGAAAGCUAAGCCUCGGCUAAUUUCCCCAUAGCCGUGGGGUGACUUCCCUGGUCACCAAGGCAGUGCAUGCAUGUUGGGGUUUCCUUUACCUUUUCUAUAAGUUGUACCAAAACAUCCACCUAAGUUCGUUGAUUUGUACCAUUCCUUCAGAUGAAGAAAUUUGGUACCCCCCCCCAAAAAAGUAGUAACAAUAAUAUAAAUAUAUAUAUUAGAUGAAUAGAUAGGAAGCAAUUAACUUAUAUAUAAAGAAUUAUACUUUAAGUUGAAACAAGAUUUAGUAUGUGAUUUACAAAACAAUAGAAGUAAAGUUUCAUUAAACCAUAUGAAAUUGUUAACAUUUGAACAUUUUGACCUAUAAAAAUGGUGAUUUCAUAUGGCUCAAUCAAGUAUUAUAACAGGUUUCAAUAGCAAAAAUGUUUAAGCUCCAGCCAGCGUCCUACUUAUUCCAGUUAAUGUUUAAAACAGAAUUGCCACAAAAGCAUUAUUUCAUCUUUAGGCCUCAAUGAAAGAAGAUAAAAGUACAGAAAAAAAUUUUUUACAUCUAAUCAAAUAUGAUGUAAUAAGUGAUUUUAUUCACUCCAUGGGGUAUGUUAAUAGAAUUUGUUUAGGAGUGAAAAAGAUGGGCUCAGCAUGAUGGCUCACACCUAUAACCUCAGCACUUUGGGAGGCCCAGGUGAGCAGUUUGCUUGAACCCAGCAGUUGGAGACCUGCCUAGGCAACAUGAUGAAACCCUGUCUCUACAAAAAAUACAAAAAUCAGCAAGGUGUGGUGGCACUUGCCUGUAGUCUCAGUGACUUGAGAGGCUGAGGUGGGAGGAUUGCUUGAGCACAGGAGCUUGAGGCUGCAGUGAACUGUGAUUGUACCACUGCACUCUAGCCUGGGCAACAGAGUGAGACCCUGUGUCUCAAAAAAAAAAAAAAAAUCAAA
Messenger RNA from Pan troglodytes (chimpanzee), 1694 nucleotides. RefSeq names its product ferritin heavy chain-like. Gene Ontology annotation, cellular component: cytoplasm. The transcript has a single exon. The coding region runs from base 225 to 776 and encodes 183 amino acids. Gene Ontology annotation, biological process: intracellular iron ion homeostasis; iron ion transport. Gene Ontology annotation, molecular function: ferrous iron binding; ferric iron binding. Lineage: Eukaryota; Metazoa; Chordata; Mammalia; Primates; Hominidae. The record is from RefSeq and is a predicted model, not a curated record.